CUUCAGUAAACCUUUUUGUUAUCUAUUUCCCCCUCAUUUUUCUCCGGCAUGGAGGAGCUAAGGUCAGUGGUACCCGACACCCUGAAGCAGAGAAUCGGAUUGAGCACGCCCGGUGAUCUUCAUAUGUCAUGUUCUUUACUCCUCCACUUCUUUCGUCAACUUCCUCAGUUUCACCAAUUUGGUAGGGAAUUAAGGGACCCAGAAACGGCUCUAUUCCGCAAGAAUAACGACUCUGCAUUGGAAUUGAAGCGCCAGGGCAAUGAUUGUUUCUCCAAAAGAGAUUACCCUGAUGCUUUGCGUUUCUAUUCCCAGGCAUUGCGUCUUGCUCCAUCCGAUGAUGCUGAUUGCAUGGAAAAAAAUCUGGUAGCGACGCUGUAUCUGAAUCGUGCAACUGUAUUCCAUAAAAUGGGUCUUCAAGUGGAGUGCCUACGAGACUGUGAUCGAGCUCUUGUUAUUUCUCCAAGCUAUGCAAAGGCAUGGUACAGGAGAGGUAAAGCAAAUGCUGCUUCCUUAAAUCAAGAAGAUGCAGUUCGUGACUUGACCAUUGCCAUGAACAUGCAAUUGUCUUCGGGUGGAAAGGAAAAGAUAGAAAGUGAGCUAAAGUUAAUCAUAGGCCAGCAAAAGGGAAGUAGCAGUUCACUAUACAAAACUUAUGAGAACAGGUCUUCUGUUACAAAUGAGCCACAAAUAAAACUGCAGUGUGUAAGGACGCCAGCAAAAGGAAGGGGUGUGGCUUCUCUUAAUGACAUUCCUCAAGCUUCUUUAGUUCAUACGGAACAACCUUAUGCUGCGAAGCAAGUAGGAAUCCAGUGGAGUAGGCUGGGAAGACUGCAGAUAGAAGCUAUUACUACUAUUUCUCUUUAUGUUGGAAUGCCUAUGUGAUCAUGUUUUGAUGAUGUUAUGUUUAGGAAUGUAACUUUAU
Messenger RNA from Ilex paraguariensis (yerba mate), 922 nucleotides. The record is from the annotation of a GenBank genome assembly. NCBI's taxonomy places the organism in Eukaryota, Viridiplantae, Streptophyta, Magnoliopsida, Aquifoliales, Aquifoliaceae.